GAUGGGUUAAUAGAAAUGGGUGGAAAGCGAAAAUCUCAUCCACACCAUAGGGAGGUAGUACAAAAUACAAAUGGCAAAAACAUACAACAAGCAAGCAAGCAGUGACAAAACAAAUCGCAACAUGACAAAGUUAAGCUCAAAGCCGAGCAAGAACUACAACGGUGUGUGUUAAACGAGCGCGGGAAUAAAACGAAUAGAAAAUAAAAGAAAGAAGAAAACGGAAUUUAGAUGACAGCCAAUGAAUUCUUUAUUUAGUUUGAGUGCAAAAAACCGCAGAAUUAUUGUUUUUGUGAUGCAGUACGGCACAGAAAGUCGUGAAUGUUAAAAUCUACCAUAUGAGUGUGUUUGUGUGAGUGUAUGGGGAAAAGCCAACAAAAAAAACGAAGCAGUAGCCAACAAACAACAGGCAGGCAGGCGGCAGGCUGACAGCCGUGCAAAGAAGCAAAGACAAGCAAAUCAAUGCAGGAUAAUACAAAGCUCUAGUUGAACAUUUUUCCCAGAGCAGCAGUUGUCAAUGUGAAUGAGGAACAACAAAACACAUGAGAAAAAUCACAACAAAGAAAGAUUUGAAAUACAAAUCUCAGAACUUGGAAACAUUUUAAGCCACAACGAAACCUUGGGGCCUGCUGGAGAGAAAAACUUAACACAUUUAAGGAUAUUGCUUCAAAACGUCGUCGCCGUCGCCGCAUCCCAGCCGAAUGAAAAUGGAAAAAACUCCCCGUUACACACAGCGGGAGCGUAACAUGGUCUUGGGCUAUGCCGCCCAGUACAAGGACAUCAUCGAAAACAAACGCACCGAUGCCGAAUCGAAUCGCAAAAAGGACGAGGUAUGGCGUCAAAUCGCCAAGGAAUUCAAUGCUCGCGUCUAUCAUCAGCGUUCGUCGAAGCAAUUGCGUCAGCUGUAUAAAAACAUGAAACUGCUGCUGAAAAAGGAUCUGUGCGGCGAGGGUAAGGGUAAUCGCACCUUUAUGGAUCUGCUCAACACCAUAUCGCAGCAGGAGUCGGUGGCCCAAUACAUAUCGGAGCAAAUGUCACCGAAUGGCUAUAGCAAUGGUGGGGGCAGCAGUGGCCGACAAAAGUAUGAGGAUGAUUUUGAUGAUUCAAAGUUUUUACCAUUUCAGCAUCCGGCUCUCAAUUACGAUGGCAUGGAUCACGAUGUCAUUGUAAUUAAAUCGGAAGAUAUCAGCGACAAUGAGCACUCGAACAAUGGCGAGGCCAUGGACGAGGAUGACGAUGAUGAUUGCAUUAGUCCCAAGGAUAUUCCCGAGGUGUGUCUGGAGGAGGAGGAUGAGGAGUUGUUUGCCACCGAUUUGAGGCAACAACAACAACAGCAGCAGCAACAACAACAACAGCAGCAGUCACAAAAUCAACAAAACUCAAAACAGCAACAACAACAAAUGUCACAGAAUUCAAAUUCCCCCCAGACAAAUGGUGGCACCCCCUUGGCCCAGCAGCCGGAGAUUACCAUACAAAAUAUUGGCGGCAUAAGGGUGGGCAGUAUAGGCAGCAUGGCCAAUAUGAAGGCCUUGGCCAAUUCCCUGAAUAACAAUAACAACAACAACAAUAAUAGCAGUAGUGGGAACAACAACAACAACAGCACAACAAAUGCCUCGCUCAGCAUAACCCCGCACACAACAAAUGGUGGCACAAAUAAUGCCGCCCAAACCUUGAAUCUACGCCAAGCCGAACAACAGCUGCUGCUGAGUGGCCUGGGUUUGAAUCCCGUCAAUUCCAUGGAAACCAACUCCCCACGCCUGCCCAAUCUCACACGAGGAGGCAUUGCCUCUGGAACGGCGACCAAUGGCCCUGCCUCAACGGCAACAAAUCACCUGCAAGCCCCCAACCUGCAUAACCACCUUACGCACCAUUCCUCCACGCAACAGCUGUUGCUGAACAUCAAUGGCCUGGCGGCGGCGGCAGCUGCAGCCGGGGGUUCACCCUUUACCCCACCUGGCAAGAAUUAUGGCCAUCAGCAGCAUCAGUCACAUCAUCACCAGCCCCGACAAACCUCCACCCCCACCAGUGGCAGUCAGAAAAAUGCCCAAAACGAUUACUUUAUGCUGGGCAUAGAGGAGCGGAAGCUAAAGAUAGAGCUGCUCAAUGCCCAGAUAGACUACUGGAAGAAACUGACCAAGAAGUUGGAUGAGAACCCAGGGCACUCGCCAAAUCCAGCCUGUAUGUGUCAUUUUCCCGGCAAAGCCAAUGGCGUACAGACUCCCUCAUCCACCAGCUAGGAGGAGGUGGAGGAGGAGGAGGUGAUGGAGGAGCAGGAGCAACAGGAUUUGAAUGAGCCAGAGGAGGAGGGUGGGCAAGCAGAUGAACCCCACCAUGGGGUAACACCCAAUCUCUUGAGGCCUUUAAAUUAUGAUGGAAUACAAGUCAUGGAUCCCCCCAGGGCCUUGGGAACCUUGAGGGAAAAUCUUCCCAACAACAGCAGUAGCAGCCGCAGCUCUAGCCAAAAGUUCAAAAGAAAUAACAAAAAUUUAGAAAUUGUAGAUGUAAGUCAGACCAUACAAUGGCAUGAAAUCAUUGAGGAUGAGGAGGACGAGGAGGACGAGGAGGAUGAAGAGGGCAAAAAUGAGACUCAGAAUGGUUCUUCUCCACCAGGUCAAGGGGAUUUGGUGCAGCAACAAGAGGAGGAUGACGAUUUUGAACAAGAGGUACGCAAAAUAUUACAAAGCAAACGGCGACGAAAAAGAUCAAAAAGGAAUUGAAAAAUUUUAGGGUUUUUUUUUGAAAAAGACUGAAAGUGAAUUAAACGCAAAA
Messenger RNA from Musca domestica (house fly), 2766 nucleotides. RefSeq lists its product as uncharacterized. NCBI's taxonomy places the organism in Eukaryota, Metazoa, Arthropoda, Insecta, Diptera, Muscidae. The transcript has 4 exons. The record is from RefSeq and is a predicted model, not a curated record. The coding region runs from base 699 to 2234 and encodes 511 amino acids.